Messenger RNA from Komagataella phaffii GS115, 1254 nucleotides. RefSeq lists its product as uncharacterized. The record is from RefSeq and is a predicted model, not a curated record. Gene Ontology annotation, cellular component: cytosol. Lineage: Eukaryota; Fungi; Ascomycota; Pichiomycetes; Pichiales; Pichiaceae. The coding region runs from base 1 to 1254 and encodes 417 amino acids. Gene Ontology annotation, biological process: protein import into peroxisome matrix. The transcript has a single exon.
AUGGUCAAGGAUACCGAGUAUUAUGACGUGCUCGGAGUCAGCCCCGAUGCCAAGGACAUUGAUAUCAAGAAGGCAUACAGAAAGAAGGCUAUGCUCACACAUCCUGACAAGAAUCCUAAUGACUCCGAAGCGGCAAAAAAGUUCCAGAUCAUUGGAGAAGCAUACCAGGUCUUGAAAGAUCCUCAACUGAGAAAGAACUACGAUGAAUUUGGCAAAGAACAAGCCGUACCAGAACAAGGAUUCGAAGACCCGGGAGAGAUGUUCAGUAGCAUCUUUGGUGGCGAAUCGUUUAAAGACUGGAUAGGCGAAUUGUCAAUGAUGAAGGAUCUUACCAGAACAACUGAAGUUUUGGAGAAAUUGGACAUUGAUGAGGAAACAGUUCCGGAAACCACUGACGUAUCUCACCCCAACUCUGAAACCUCCGAGGCCAAACCGACCCUUACGGAGAAGGAUCGUAAGAAGAAGGUAACUGCCAAACAAAGGGAGGAAUUACUCAAGCUAAGGGAUGAGCAGAGGGAGGAGCAAAAGAAGAGAGUGGAAGAGCUAUCUGAAAAACUGGUGAACAAGAUCAAUUUGCUGGUUGAUACCACGCAAGAGUCAGAGAUCAAACCUGAGAGCAUCCAGAACUUCAAAGAUAAAGUUCUCAAUAAAGAAAUCGAAGAUAUGAAAAUUGAAUCAUUUGGUCUAGAAAUGCUCCAUCUGAUCGGAAAGAUUUAUAUUUUUCAAUCGACAUCAUUUAUCAAGGCACAAAAACCAAUCAUGGGUAAAUUUUCCAAAGUCUUCUCUUCGGUUAAGCAGAAGCAUAAUUCGGCAAAGAGUCUGUUUGGUAUGCUUUCAAGUGCAGUAGAUGCUCAAACUACAAUGGAAGAAAUUUCCAAGAUGCAGGAGAAGUCAGGCUCUCUCGAUGAAUAUACAAAGGCAGAAAUGGACCGACUGAUGACUGGUAAAGCUCUCCAUACUGCUUGGGUUUCAUCGAAGUAUGAAAUUCAGAACACUUUGAAGAAAGUGUGUGCAAAUAUUUUGCACGAUAAGGCUGUAAACCUUCCAGUUCGUGUCAUGAGAGCUAAGGCCCUUUUGAUCAUAGGAAACGAGUUUCUUAAUGCUAAGCGCUCUCCUGAUGAAGAAGAAGAUGCUCGUGUAUUUGAAGAGUUAGUAAACGAAGCUAAGGGUGUUAGGGUAAAGGAUCUUAGAAACCCCAAAAGACACAACCCUAUCACUGUUGAUGUGCACGAGAACGUAAACGGUAAAGAAUAA